CGGACGCGGCUCACUCGAGGCGGAUAUUCUGGAACUAUCCAGCGGGGCAGGAGGGGCCACGAACUGCGCACUCGUACCUACUACGGACCAUAAUCAUCGUUGGGGUAUCGCGCGCCCGUCUCAGUAGGGCCCGCCUUCUGUAGGCUUUACCCCCGUGGCGAUGGGCUGGAUAAACGUCCCGGGAGGGACAGAUUACGUGCUUCGCAACGCCCACGUGCCCGAGUGCGUCAUUAAGGGCUCGGGUGAACUGAUUUCCGAUCGUGAUGGACUCGUGUUUGUUGAUAUCGAGAUACGUGGCGGACACAUCGCCUCGAUUACACCGGUGGAGGACCGAGCGCCUUCCGAUCUCGCCGAAGUUGACUUGGAUGGAGGAAUGUGCUGGCCAACAUUUGUUGACAUCCACACUCACAUUGAUAAGGGACACACUUGCGAGCGAACACGCAACAUGUCCGGAUCCUUGGCAGGUGCAGACGAUUCAUGCGCGAAGGACGAAGUGUUCUGGGACCACGACGACGUGUAUCGACGAAUGGAGUUCAGCCUAAAAUGCGCCUAUGCGCACGGGACAUCAGCCAUUCGCACACACAUUAUGAGUGGCCCAGUUCAGGGUGCCAUCGCAUGGCCUGUCUUCGAGGAAUUGCGCGAGGCAUGGCGAGGCAGAAUCGAGCUUCAAGGCGUCUCGUUGGCAAUUUUACGGUUCUUUCGCGACGAAAAAGCUGGAGCGGCGCUGGCAGACCAGGUGAAGGCACACGGCGGAAUACUUGGUGCCGCUGUGUCCUGCACAGACCGAGGAGGGCAUCCUGACGACGUCUACACUACCUGCGGCGAGGAAAUGCCCGCAUUACUGGAUACAAUAUUCAAACUGGCCAACGAACGAGGGUUAGAUCUUGACUUUCACGUUGAUGAAAACGGCAACGAAGUUUCCAAGGGAAUACUUCAUAUUUCUGAAGCCGCUAUCCGUAACAACUUCAAGGGCAAGAUUGUGUGCGGCCACUGUUGCUCCCUCGCCGCGCAAUCUCCGGCAGAACUUGUGCGCAUAUUCAAAGCUGCUCGUGAGGCGGGAGUCUGCGUGGUUUCCCUUCCGAUAGUGAACGAAUGGCUUCAGAACAGAGAUGUGCGUGGACUUUGUACACCGACGAGGCGAGGCGUGACCACACUGAAGGAGCUCGAUGAUGCCGGCGUGCCCGUUUGCCUCGCCAGCGACAACACUAGGGACCAGUUCUACGGAUAUGGCGAUCUCGACAUGCUGGAAAUUUUCAGGGAAGGUUGCAGGAUCGGGCAUUUAGACAGGCCUAUCCAUCGUUGGCCACUCGCGGUGACGACACGUCCGGCUCAGAUAAUGGGUCUGAGUGAGGACCACGGCUGCGUGGUGAUCGGAGGCAAGGCAGACCUUGUGCUUUUCCGAGGUCGAUAUUACAGCGAGCUGCUUUCGCGACCGCAGCUUGAUCGUGUUGUGCUCAGGGAUGGGAUCCCCGUGACGGAUGAGCUGCCAGACUACAGAGAGCUUGAUGAUAAAAAGCAUAGGAAAAGAGCAAGAAACGGAGCCGGUUGCUGAGCGACUGCGCAGUGACUGAUCGAAAAGUGCUAAUUAUGCUUAAGUUAAAAUUCUUAAUUCUUACCUUCGGUACCUUCGGU
Messenger RNA from Micromonas commoda, 1632 nucleotides. RefSeq lists its product with no specific name. The transcript has a single exon. Gene Ontology annotation, molecular function: isoguanine deaminase activity; cytosine deaminase activity. Gene Ontology annotation, biological process: cytosine catabolic process. NCBI's taxonomy places the organism in Eukaryota, Viridiplantae, Chlorophyta, Mamiellophyceae, Mamiellales, Mamiellaceae. The record is from RefSeq and is a predicted model, not a curated record. Bases 830 to 1552 code for a protein of 240 amino acids.